Astyanax mexicanus (Mexican tetra) is the source of this 5831-nucleotide messenger RNA. It is a transcript of the gene sh3bp4a, whose product is annotated as SH3-domain binding protein 4a. Gene Ontology annotation, cellular component: cytoplasm. Gene Ontology annotation, molecular function: protein binding. Bases 225 to 3143 code for a protein of 972 amino acids. NCBI's taxonomy places the organism in Eukaryota, Metazoa, Chordata, Actinopteri, Characiformes, Acestrorhamphidae. The transcript has 5 exons. The record is from RefSeq and is a predicted model, not a curated record.
GCGGUCUGGCAGAGCGCUGAGUAAAAUCAGACCGAGCAGCAGCGCGAGCUACUCAUACACUAAUACACACUCACACUGCUAAUACACACUACUGUUACACACUGUUACACAGCCGCACGCGCCCGCACGAGGAGAGGAACUCCACACAGCGCGAGCAGCCUGAGAUGGACAGCUGCCAAUGACUGGAGCAAUGGAGAAGUAACGUGAGCAAGGCUAGCAACAACAUGGCGGCCCAUCGGAUUCGUGUGAGCAACAACAACAAUGCCCUUCCACGCUGCAAGUCUGAGGGCACGCUGAUUGACCUCAGUGACGGCUUAUCCGAGGCCAGUCUAACAGAUGUCAAAGUGCCUUCUCCCAGUGCCUUGCGGUUAGACAACUCUGAAUCCUUCGGAACGGCACAAGAAGUAGUUGCCAUCAAGGAUUACUGUCCAUCCAGCUUUACCACGCUGAAAUUUUCCAAAGGUGACCACCUCUAUGUGCUGGACACAUCAGGAGGGGAGUGGUGGUAUGCCCACAACAACACAGAGAUGGGAUACAUUCCCUCGGCCUACGUCCAGCCCGUCAAUUACAGGAACUCGUAUCUCAGUGACAGUGGGAUGAUCGACAAUCUUGGGGACAUCUCAGAUGAAGGGGUGAAGGAGUUGGACCUCUUGGGGGAAUGGACUGGAGUGACUCUAAAGCCCCCUUUGCCUUACAACAACAACAACAACCCUUUUUCCAUGCAUUCGUCAACCAAUCCGUUCCUGAACGGUUCAGUACAGGGCACUUUUGACCAGAACAGUAAUGAGAGGGUGAACCAACACAACAGCAUUGAUCUACUUCUCUUUGAUUCUCUGGGUCCAUCUCCUCCCAUCUCCAUUACCACCAGCAAUGGCAACACUAACUUUUACAGUAAUAGUAUUUUUGAUGGCAUGCCCACCAGUCCUGUGGUAGAACCCUUGCAAAUGAUUCGCAAGGACAACCCUUUUUUCCGAAGCAAAAGGUCAUACAGCUUGUCAGAGUUGUCAAUCCUGCAGUCUCAGUCCAAUCCUCCAUUGCCUUCAUCAGGGUUUUUCACAGGUCUAAAAGCACCUUCUCCAGAGCAGUUUCAGAGCAGAGAGGACUUUAGAACGGCCUGGCUAAACCACCGCAAGUUGGCCCGGUCAUGCCAUGACCUUGACUCCUUAGGGCAGAAUCCAGGCUGGGGUCAAACGCAGCCUGUAGAGACCAACAUAGUCUGCAAGCUUGACAGCUGCGGGGGGGCCGUACAGCUGCCAGACACUAGCAUCAGUAUUCAUAUACCCGAGGGUCACGUUGCAGUUGGUGACACCCAGCAAAUAUCCAUGAAGGCUUUGCUCGAUCCACCACUGGAACUGAACAACGACAGGUGCACCACAGUCAGCCCAGUAGUCGAGAUCAAACUGAGCAACAUGGAGAUCAAGUCAUUCAUAACCCUGGAGAUGAAAGUAUCUGUAGAAGUAAAGAAAGAGAGUCGACAAAUGGCGAGAGUGGUCUGCGUGAGGAGUGACUGCAAAGAGGGUCCCUACAUUCCUGUCCCACAGGCCUACAUCUACGGGGACACAGUCCAGGUUCAAUUGGACAAUCUAGAGCCAUGUAUGUAUGUGGCUGUUGUGGUCCAGUCCAACCAUAUUAUGUUUAAUUCAACAGUUUGGGAUCAUGUGGUAAAGAAGGUCACUCUGGGCCUGUAUGGACCUAAGCACAUUCAUCCAUCCUUCAAGACUGUGGUGGCCAUCUUUGGGCAUGAAUGUGCUCCAAAGACACUGCUUGUUAGCGAGGUUGGAAAGCAGGCUCAGUCCGCACCGCCUGUGGCACUUCAGCUUUGGGGGAAGCACCAGUUCAUCCUGGGUAGGCCUCAAGACCUGCUGAUAGGCAUGUACUCCAACAUGUCCAACUACGAAGUCAAGGCAAACGAUCAGGCCAGGGUAGUGCGAGGCUUUCAGGUGAAACUUGGAAAAGUCAGUCGACUCAUAUACAUGAUCACGUCUCGAAACGCAGACGAUUUAUCUGACUUCACCUUACGCGUUCAGGUCAAGGACGAUCAGGACUGUAUCCUUGCACAGUUCUGUGUUCAGACGCCACAACCACCCCCUAAAACUGGAAUACGAGCGAAUGGCCAGCGGAGGUUCCUAAAGAAAAAGGAAGUGGGAAAGAUCAUUCUAUCGCCUCUGGCUAUAACCACCAAAUACCCACAGUUUCAAGACCGCUGCAUCACGAACCUAAAGUUUGGGAAACUGAUCAAGACAGUCAUUAGACAAACAAAGAAUCAGUACUUGUUGGAAUAUAAGAAAGGUGAUGUCAUUGCCUUGCUAAGCGAGGAGAAGAUCAAACUCAAAGGACAACUCUGGACCAAAGAGUGGUAUAUCGGAUACUAUCAGGGAAAGACUGGACUUGUGCACGUAAAAAACGUGCUCGUCUUGGGCAAGGUGAAGCCCAUAUACUUCUGCGGGCCAGACCUCACCACCACGAUGCUGCUGGAACAAAUCCUAAAGCCCUGCAAGUUUCUUACGUACAUUUAUGCCUCUGUGAGGACCGUACUAAUGGAGAACGUGGGGAACUGGAGGGCGUUUGCUGAUGCCCUGGGCUACGGCAAUCUGCCCCUGACUUACUUCUGCCGGGCAGAGCUGGACAGUGAACCGGAGAGAGUUGCGUCCGUGCUUGAGAAACUCAAAGAGGAUUGUAACAACGUGGAGAUCAAGGAGAAGAAGUCGUUUCAGAAGGAACUAAUGACGGCUCUGCUGAAGAUGGACUGUCAGGGUCUGGUGGCCAGGCUGAUUUUGGACUUUGUGCUGCUGACCACUGCUGUGGAGGUCGCCCCACGCUGGAGAGAGCUGGCCGAGAAACUAGCCAGAGUGUCCAAACAGCAGAUGGAGGCUUAUGAGGCUCCGCACAGGGACCGCACAGGAGUGGUGGACAGCGAGGCCAUGUGGAAGCCGGCGUACGACUUCCUGCUGACGUGGGCUGCUCAGAUCGGGGACAGUUACCGUGAUGUGAUCCAGGAGCUACACCUGGGCCUGGACCGCAUGAAGAACCCCCUUACCAAACGCUGGAAGCACCUCACUGGUACCCUCAUCCUCGUCAACUGCCUGGACAUGCUCCGGAGCUCUGCCUUCAGUCCUGCCCCUCAGGACGACUUCGCCAUCUAGAGGACACACCUCCUAUCUACCUGGACUCCGCCCCGCCCCGCCCUUCCUUACCUUGUCUCAUUACGGAAGGAAUUAUCUUUUCUGUCCACUCAUUGCUGGAGGACACGCUGGACUUUCACUUUGGGCACCUUGGACUUCUUGGACUUCUUCUGGGCUUUCUUAAGUAUUGUCAAAAACAGUGACAGUGACUACCACCACCAUGUUUUACCUCAGUGUGGAUUUUUUUCAUACUACUCUCCGCCCCUCGUUCCUGAUUGGACACCUAGUCUAGUCAAUCAAGUCAAUCAAGCCAAAACACUAAUGUGGUCUAACAUAUGGCUGUAUUUUGAAGCUCUAAAAGGCAUUUUUUUAAAUUCUCCUCCUUUUGCGAUACAUAUAUUUUUUUAUAUACUGUGGCACAGCGACAAUUUGUAGAAUCACUUUGACACUUUUCUGAAUAGAUUUUUUUUCUGAUAACAAUAGCAAACAAAAAAAAAGAGUUUGUUUUUCUGAUAUAAAGUCUGCGGUUCAGUCUAGUAGCGUCUCUUUGUUGUUCACCUGUUCGACCUGUCGACCCUUCCUUUACCUGAAUUGCCAAAUGAUCGUAAGCCUUUUUUGCUUUAACGGCAUGUUUAACAUUUCACUGUUAAAUUCAAAAAAGUAAAAUUCAAAGUCUAAUUCUGAAAAUGCUUUAAUUUCUCACAAAAGAAUAAAAAACUCAUGUGUCCGCUCGCUUUGGUAAAGACACAUGAACAGUCUGAGAUGGACAAGCGCACAACAGAAGGUCAAUAGGAGUGAUAGGAUGCUAAUUGUGAAUUAACGAACCCUGUGGAAUUAGCAAGAGUCAUGUUACACGUCUUUUUAACAAAAAAAAAAAAAAACUAAAGGUUCUAGGGACGGUUAAGUGUCUGAAUGUCAUUUUUUGCUGUUCAAAAAAGGUUGUUGGCAAUUAAUUCAGCUUUUCUCUGCUUGCCUUGAGUCAGAAACUGAAGCUAAGGCCAAACAAGUAUGACAGUGUUAGCAUUAGCAAUGCAAAUUCCUGACAUCUGUCAGUGUCUGGAAGUAUAGCCUGCCUGAAAUAUAUGCACCCCUUAGCAAUGCACACAGCAGUGUUGUGGCAGUGUUUUACUUUGGACAAAGUAUAAAAUCCCAGUAAAAUGUCAGGUCUGUAACAAAGUGUCUCACAGUCCAAAAGCAAACACAGGCAUUAGGCUGAGGUUUAGCUAGACUUACAGUACAAGUCCACUAGCACUAUUCUUGGAUGUGUUCAGCCUUGGCGGAGCUGUCGGCUUCCCAUGUGGGCGCGUCUAUACGUUUUUUACAUUUCAAAUCAGGCGGUUUUUAAAGAUUUUAACAUUUAAUUUGUCCUCAUUCUAAUCUGUAGUUCUGUAAAUACAGAUUCACUGUCUGUUUAUCAGAAAGUUUUGACAUCUUUAAAAGAACAUUCCAGUGUUUAAACAUUUCCUUGAACUUACAAAAUAAUAGAAAAGCUGCCAACUCAAAAUUCUUUUUCAAAGGUUUGUUUCAAGGCAUUUGGGGGCCCUAGGCAAAAAAGGUUAGACCUAUGAGGCUAAUGUAGCUAGCUAACCACUAGUAAAAGCUAGCAGAAUUUCUGGAAUUACUGUACCUAGUUUCUUUUAGUUAACUGCUAGCUAUCUAUUAGCAUUUUACGUUAUUGGUUUAGCUAUCUGGCUAGCAUUGUUCAUUUCAUUUCAUUGAUACAGUCCUCUGUGUCCAAAACAUAUGAUAUGCUGCCUAGUCAGACAGGAUUCUGAGGCAGGAGGGCACUCAGCCUUCUUUAUUUUUUAUUUAAUUUGGCUAAAAUGCUAAUUGCUUUUAGACAACACAGCUAAAUGCACAUAUACGGCAGUGAGCUGUCCUUACCUUGCCACAUCAUGAAGUAUUUUUUCCUUUUAGUUUGGAUAAACAGAGCUACUUCACUACACUGUUAGCAUUUUUUGCAUUUUACACAAAGUAUGUUUAGUUAAACAGAAUUAAAACACACCAACUCUGCUAGCCUCCCAUAGACUUCCAUUCAUUAUGCUAGGCUAAACGUUGUUAGCGCUGCUUAUCUAGAAGAAAUUAAGAAGUGUGUCCAAAUUUUCAUUUUUUUCUGACUGAAGGGAAGUUAGAAAAACCUUAUUUGAAUUGCCAAAAUCAACGGUUUUUGAAUGAUUAAAGUGUUAAGUUGCAGUAUUAUUGUUAUAAGUGGUCCACUUGAAAUGUGCGUUUCUGUGUGUGUCUCUAUUUAUGUAUGUAGGCGAUGAAAAGACAUGUUUAGUCAGUUUUGUUCUGUUUCUUUAUUUCUAUUUGUUUUGUAUUUCUGCUGUUACGUGUCUUUAUUUCCACUGAUUUAUUUGCUCCAAACUUGUGUUAAUCAAAUUAAUCAUCAUUUCAAUGCUGUUUUAUUAAGAUUUUUUGUAUAUGAUCUCAGUUGCUGGACAUUUAGCACCUAUCUGGCCGCUGUAACGUCUGCAUCAAGCCUGCGGAAGCCUGACUAAUUGCGUAGCUGUAUAUUCUCUGAAUGGAUAGAGCUCUGUCUAAUCAAUGAGAUCUCUGAUUUCUCUGACAGUAAAUAUUGGAAAAUAGUAGGCCGCUAUGUCUCACAUGUUGUCUUAGUUUCUGCCAAAUGUUUAGAGAUAUUUUGAAUCAGAUGUGCUGUACAAUUUGUUCCAAUGGAUUCAAUAAUAAAACAGCUGUCAGCUUUUA